AUACUUUAGAAAAUAGAAACAAAGAAAAAUUAAAAAUAACAAUAAAUCAUGGAAAUACUGUAUCUUCUAUGCUCUAUCGUCUACAAUUCCCUCACCUCAGUGGUUCUCUCCCUUAUCCUUCCAUUUCACGCGUUACUGCGGCGGUGGGGACCCUCACGCGCCGCUUCUUCAGUCUCAAGUGACGAAGCUGGGCCCAUAUAUCUCUAUGAAGGCACAGUGUGGCACCAACGCCGGCAUCCCAUCACCCAUUCCUUCCAAUAUCGGGUUCGCUACGCGCUCAUUGACCUCGAUCGUGCCCCUCACGCGCCACACGACCAUCUUUCUCCCGAUGAAGCUCGCCAAAUUACCGAUACCAAUGGACCCAUUUUUCUCUUGACAAUCCCUCCUAGUGUGGGGUAUGAACAGAAUCCUUUGAGUGUGUAUUAUUGCUAUGCUGUUGACGGCUCUACUAGACGUUUGAAGAAAUGUAUUGCUGAGGUAACGAAUACACCGUGGGGUGAACGAGUAUCUUUUCUUUUCAAUCCGCAUUCUGAUCUAGUGGCCAAAGCUUUACAUGUCAGUCCUUUUAUGGAUAUGCUUGGGAGUUGGAAUAUCAAAGCAAAUGAUCCUGGAGAGAAUCUUUCAAUAUCAAUUUCAGUUCAUCAUCCUGAGCAUGGAAACUAUUUUACUGCCAGUCUGAAAGCCAAAAAGUUGUCCUCAUCCUCAGAGUCAGAUCAUGCAGUGUUCUUUUGGUUGAUGCCUCAUAAAGUUGCAAUAUGGAUAUAUUGGCAUGCUAUAAAACUGUGGUGGAAAAAUGUGUGUUUUGUCCAACACCCUAAAUAUAACACUCCCACUUACAGGGAGGAAGCUUUGGUACGGGACAAAAAACUGCAAUGUUGUGGAUUGGGUGAUGAUAAUAGACAUCUGCAACAAAGAGGAAGCGAUCAGGGUUGUUUAGAUGAAGGAAAUCCCAGAAACCGGUGGUUUAGAUGGAGGGAUGCUAAGUGGCCAUGGUCAUAGAACAUAUUAAACUUUUUUUUUGGUUGAUUUAAUGAGCAUCUGUUUUCAGGUGCAUGUAACAAACAUUUCCAAACGGGUAAUGAUGAUAAACUUGUAGGUUGACCUUGCAUUCUGGGCUGUACUAAUUAUGUAAUUUCAGUCUUUCACAUUUACUUGUUUGGUAAGUUUCAUGUAAUUUUCUGAACUAUUGAUGUAGAUGACGAUCCUUAUUGGUCCCAAACUAGCAACUCUUUAACGGUUCUUGCACCAAGCAAUGAAGCACCCAUCUAUGAUUCAGGGUUGGUUCUUGAGU
Molecule: messenger RNA, 1291 nt
Organism: Abrus precatorius (Indian licorice)
Lineage: Eukaryota; Viridiplantae; Streptophyta; Magnoliopsida; Fabales; Fabaceae
Exons: 5
Coding region: 49-999 (316 amino acids)
Source: RefSeq, a predicted model, not a curated record